Seminavis robusta is the source of this 1197-nucleotide messenger RNA. The record is from the annotation of a GenBank genome assembly. NCBI's taxonomy places the organism in Eukaryota, Bacillariophyta, Bacillariophyceae, Naviculales, Naviculaceae.
AUGUCGUUCUACCGAUUUGGACUCUUCGAGCAACACCAGCAGCAACAGCAACAGCAACAGCCAAACUCACGACCACACGGAAAGGACGAUAGUAUCGACGGCAAUAAUGGAUGGAAGAGUUCAUCAGGAACAUCCAUCAACGAGUACGUCCAGCAAGCCAUUAAAGUGCGCUCGCAAUUGGCUCUGUUGUAUUGGAAUUCCAGUGGAUCUCUGGCACUGCCUCCAUUGAUAGAACAGUGCCAGUUCCGAAACUACACUGAAGCCGGUCUGUGGCCUUUUUACUUGCAAAACCUCCUAAUCACUCCCGGAGAACAAAAAUUGGCGCUCUAUCCCACGUCGGAUCUCAACAAUUACGAUCAUUACAAUUGGUCCGUUCCGUCUCCCAUUCCCCUCAUUGCUCAUUCUCUCCCAAUGGAAAUUGUCAAUCAUCUCGGCGACAAGUAUCAUUGGAUCUUCUUUUUUCCCACGCCCUACGAACUGAGGGGCGACGGAAAACGCCAUGUCGAUCGGAUCGUCGGAAAAACUGGUCCUCCCUUUGACGUUCCAUUUGAAAAACGCAAAUCCCAAAUCAUUUAUAGGGGCAAUCACAAUAGUCAAAAAUACGUCUUGAAACAUCAACGUUCUAAAAUCAUGAGCAUGGGAGAAAAUCCCAACAAUCAAAAAUGGCUCAAUGCCACCAAAACAUGGCCCAGUCGCGGAUUAUCCCAAGCCGAUCAAUUGUGGCACAAGUACUUGUUGGAUAUUGGAGGCAUAUCCGGGACCACCUGGACGGGUCUUCGAUGGAAAUUGUGUUCCAACUCGUUGGUAUUCAAGGUCGAUUCGGGGUAUGCCGAUUGGUGGCAUUUUCUAUUAAAACCGUACGAACAUUACGUUCCCGUCAAACGCGAUUUGAGUGAUUUGAAAGCCCAAUUUGAUUGGGCCGAAGAACAUCCCGAGCAGGUCAAAAAGAUUACCCAAAAGGCCCUGCAAGUGUGUUUGCAAACCACCGAUCGCAAGUACAUGCGGCAUUAUACCCGGAAACAAAUCGAAUCCAUGCCAUCACCCACCCAGGAUCAAAUGGGACAAUAUUACAAUCUCCUCGAAGACAGUCGACGACGACUCGAACUAGGCCAACCUGCUGCGCUCUUUGACAAGGACAAACGAUUCACACGAGAAAAACAUCAGUGUCCUCCAAAGUUGACGCCAGAGAACAUGUAA